Peromyscus californicus insignis is the source of this 1296-nucleotide messenger RNA. RefSeq names its product GINS complex subunit 2 (gene Gins2). Gene Ontology annotation, biological process: double-strand break repair via break-induced replication; DNA replication. The record is from RefSeq and is a predicted model, not a curated record. The transcript is spliced from 5 exons. Gene Ontology annotation, cellular component: GINS complex; nucleus. NCBI's taxonomy places the organism in Eukaryota, Metazoa, Chordata, Mammalia, Rodentia, Cricetidae. Bases 375 to 932 code for a protein of 185 amino acids.
AGGGCUAGCGGCGGGGCCUGGAGAGGAUAAAGACGCAGCAGGGGUGGGCUAGCGGGGGAGUAGUUGUAACUCACGAGACCGCUGAGCCAGGAUUAAGCAUGGAGCCCGCGGACAGGAAAGGGUAUGGGUAAUCCGUAGGAGGGCGUGGCCAUAUUAUAAUUCUGGGCAGGGCUUGAGUGCAGCCUCGCUCUGACCGACCAAUCCACGGGCUCGUACCAGCUGCGGAUUCCUCCCGAGGCUGCUAAGAUUGCAUCGUCUCUAUAGGUCGCCGCAGGCCGUCUUCCGGCCGGGGGGCGGGCCCCGCGCAGUGGCGGGAAAGCCGCGGCCCAGGCGGGGCGUCUGAGACGCGGAGGGGUGGGAACGUACUCUUCAUCAUGGACGCAGCCGAGGUGGAGUUUUUGGCCGAGAAGGAGCUGGUGACCAUCAUCCCGAACUUCAGUCUGGACAAGAUCUACCUGAUCGGGGGGGACCUGGGGCCCUUCAACCCCGGCUUACCCGUGGAAGUGCCCCUGUGGCUGGCCAUUAACCUGAAACAGAGACAGAAGUGCCGUCUGCUACCUCCAGAGUGGAUGGAUGUGGAGAAAUUGGAAGAGUUGCGAGAUCAGGAGCGGAAGGAGGAGACAUUCACCCCAGUGCCCAGCCCACACUACAUGGAGAUCACCAAGCUCUUGCUGAAUCAUGCUUCUGACAACAUCCCCAAAGCAGACACCAUCCGGACACUCAUCAAAGAUCUCUGGGACACACGCAUGGCCAAGCUCCGGGUGUCUGCUGACAGCUUUGUUCGGCAGCAGGAGGCACAUGCUAAGCUGGAUAACUUAACCCUGAUGGAGAUCAACACGAGUGGGGCCUUCCUCACCCAGGCACUUAAUCACAUGUACAAACUCCGCACAAACCUCCAGCCCUCCGAGAGCACCCAAUCCCAGGACUUCUAGCCACAGGCCUGUGGUGUGCAGACCCUUGCUGUCUGCUGCUGUCAAGCUCUGGACUUAAUGGGCACUCAGCUCUGGAAGCAUGUGACGGUGGAGAGGGGGGUGUGAACACUGGUGGAAGCCGUGCGUUUGCUACUCACUUCUGUCAGAACUCAGCGAGUUCAGCUUCCACCGAGUGUCGAAGUACCGGCUCUCCUCUCGUGAGGAAUGACUUCUCUAAGGAGCACGGACUCCUCUGCAUGCCAUGCACAGCAACUGUUCAGGCCAGUGUAGUUCAGUGUCUUCAAGUUGGACCUGUGAAAGCUGUAUGUAGUUGAGAAUUGCGGGGAGGGGUGGUGGUGCUGAUAUAAAAAGAUUUUCCUCUUAA